Molecule: messenger RNA, 2717 nt
Organism: Molossus molossus (Pallas's mastiff bat)
Lineage: Eukaryota; Metazoa; Chordata; Mammalia; Chiroptera; Molossidae
Gene: IL21R
Product: interleukin 21 receptor
Exons: 9
Coding region: 388-2148 (586 amino acids)
Biological process (GO): immunoglobulin mediated immune response; cytokine-mediated signaling pathway
Cellular component (GO): membrane; external side of plasma membrane
Molecular function (GO): cytokine receptor activity; protein binding
Source: RefSeq, a predicted model, not a curated record
GGCCACUGCGUCUGGUGGACCCGCUGGUGACCCCCUGCCAAGUGACAGAUGGGCUCGGGGUUCGAAUGUCUGCCUGCUUCUCCCUGAGUGUAACUGACAGCCUGCCUGACUUUCUGUCUGCCUGUCUGUCUGCCUGUCUGUCUGCCUGGCUGGCUACCUGCCUGUUCGCUUCACUUCUGCUGUGCCCAUUUCACUUCUCUUGUCUGUCUGUCUGCCUGACUAGCCCUUGUCUGCGGUCUGUCCAUCCCUGUACCUCCGAUCUGUCCCUGCCCCGCAAUGACUGCCUUUUGUCCAUGUGUGACCUCUUCGGGAUGUGACUGACCAUUGCGUGGCCUGCCUGCCCAGAGCCCAGCUUCCGUCUGCCUAGGUGUCAGGUCAUAUGCUUAUAUGGUCCGUGACUCAGGUCGGCUGUGGAUUCCCAUCCUAGCCCCCGCCUGUCUCUUGGACCCUCACCUCCCACCACACGGAACCCAGCUGCCGCCGCUGGGAGCCCCCUGGAUUGCCCUGGACACACAGGAUGGAUUUCUGAGGAUGAAGCUAGAAAGCAGGCCCCCGGGAGCCAGAAUGCUGCGUGGCUGGGCCGCCCCCCUGCUCCUGCUGAUGCUCCAAGCCGCCUGGGGUUGCUCGGACCUCGUCUGCUACACCGAUUACUUCCAGACGGUCACCUGCACCCUGGAGACCUGGGCCCUCCACCCCAGCACGCUCACCCUCACCUGGCAAAUCCCGGACGAAGAGGCCACCUCUUGCAGCCUCCACCAGGCCAGCCACAAUGCCACGCAUGCGAAGUACACGUGCCACAUGGAGGUGUUCCCCUUCAUGGCCGAUGACAUUUUCAGUGUCAACGUGACAGACUCCUCUGGCAACCACUCCCAAGAGUGCGGCAGAUUUGUCCUGGCUGACAGCAUCCAGCCGUGUCCUCCUUCCAACGUCACGGUGGCCUUCUCGGGGAACUACGACAUCUCUUGGAGCUACCAGCACGACUGGUACGCGCUCAAGGGCAAACUUCAGUACGAGCUGCAGUACCGGAAGCGGGGAGACCCCCAGACUAUGAGUCCGAGGAGAAAGCUGGUCUCCGUGGAUUCAAGGAGAGUGUCCCUCCCCCCCUUGGAGUUCCACGCGGGCUCCAGCUACGAGCUGCAGGUGCGGGCGGGGCCCCAGCCCGGCUCUUCCUUCCGGGGGACCUGGAGUGAGUGGAGUGACCCAGUCGUCUUUCACACGCAGCCGGAAGAGACCAAGGGCGGCUGGAACACCGACCUGCUGUAUGUCUCCCUGGUCCUCACGCUCCCCGUCCUCGUCUACUUAGGCCUCAAGAUCCACCUGCCCUGGAGGCUGUGGAAGGUGUGGGCGCAGGUGCCCAGCCCAGAGCCAUUCUUCCAGCACCUGUAUGUGAGCCACAGCGGAGACUUCAAGAAAUGGGUGGGCACACCCUUCACUGCCUCCAGCCUGGAGCUGGGCCCCGGGAGCGCAGGGGUGUCCUCGACCCUGGAGACGCACAGCUCCUGCCCGCCUCUGAGUGCGGCCCAGGGGCUGGAGGCCACGCUGCUGCCCGGGCCUGUGGGGCUGCUGCCGGAAGCCGGUGGGGUGCCCGAGCCGGGCCCCGUGGCCAGCUCCGCGUACAACCCGGAGGGGGACCGGCCGUAUGGUGUGGUCUCAAUAGACACGGUGACCGUGGUGGAUGCUGAGGAGCCGGGCGCCUGGCCCUGUACCUGUGGGGAAGACGGCUACCCAGCCCUGAACCUGGACGCUGACCCGGAGCCUGGCCCGGGCACUGAGGACCCGCUCCUGGACACUGGGGCCACCGUCCUGUCCUGUGGCUGCGUUGCAGCUGGUGGCCAUGCAGGGCUGGGGGUCCCCCUGGGCAGCCUCCUGGACAGACUAAAGCUGCCCCAUGACGACGAGGCGAGCUGGGCGCCAGGGCCGCCUUGGGGCGGUGGGUCGUCCAGAGGGAUGUCUGAGGGUGAGGCGGGCUCACCCUCCGCUGGCCUGGACAUGGACACGUUUGACAGCGGCUUUGCAGACUCUGACUGUGGCAGCCCCGUGGAAUGUGACUUCGCUGGCCCCAGGGAUGAAGGGCCCCCCAGGAGCUACCUCCGCCAGUGGGUGGUCAUGGCCCCUCCGCCUGCAGGACCUGGGCCCCAGGCCAGCUAGUGAGGCUGACUGGCUGUUGCGAAUUGGCCGUGGCACUGGGCCACGAGACGUGGCCACCGGGCUGUGGUGUGUGGAGGCCUGCAGCCUUGGUCUCCCCGACGGGGCUGUGAGCCUGGCGUUUAUGCUGUGUGGGGCUCAGGAGCACACUGGUGUGUCUGUGUGUGAACACGCAUGACUAUGUGCACACGUGGCAGUCCACCUCCCUGCCAGGUGCAUGGGUGGCCCCUGGGUCACAUGCUGAGAGUCUGGCCCAGUGCUGCCGCAGGGCCUCCCGGGACCAGGGACAGACAGCAGACCCCGGCCUCCAGGUGCUGUGCCCCUCGGAGGCACGAGAAACCCUUAUUGUUCCGUAUCACACGUCAGGUGGGAAGAUGAGGGGACAGUAUGAGCCGAGUGCCCGUGUCUGCUGGGGUUUCCUGUCUGGACCAUGUGGAUGGCAUGACCAUGUGGAUGGCACGGACAGUCAGUGAAGUCACCCAUCUAGGGUGCAGCCCAGAGACCCUCAAUAAAUGUCAGCUUCCUUCUGCGGUGGGACCCAGGCGUGUGCUGGAGGCCGGUGGGGGCGAGAG